This is a messenger RNA of Glarea lozoyensis ATCC 20868, 2451 nucleotides long. RefSeq lists its product as uncharacterized. The coding region runs from base 1 to 2451 and encodes 816 amino acids. Gene Ontology annotation, cellular component: membrane. The record is from RefSeq and is a predicted model, not a curated record. The transcript has 4 exons. NCBI's taxonomy places the organism in Eukaryota, Fungi, Ascomycota, Leotiomycetes, Helotiales, Helotiaceae. Gene Ontology annotation, biological process: transmembrane transport. Gene Ontology annotation, molecular function: secondary active sulfate transmembrane transporter activity.
AUGUCCGCUACUAAGAUUGGCCACGGCCUUGCCAAAGGCUUGGGCAUCAAGUUGAACUACCGUAAUGAAUUGAGCGAGGAGAUUCUUCGUGGGGAAUCAGUCUUCUCUUCACAGACCGCUGGAACAUAUGUCGAAGAAGAACCAACGAGUCUAGAAUGGGCUCGCGAGACCUUUCCUAACGGACAAGAACUUCGCGAAUACUGCUACUCUCUAUUUCCGUUCCUUCACUGGAUUGGUGCUUACAAUCUUCAAUGGCUCGCUGGUGAUCUCGUCGCUGGAAUCACGAUUGGUGCCGUUGUUGUCCCUCAGGGUAUGGCCUAUGCCGGUUUGGCUGGCUUGCCACCACAAUAUGGUCUUUACUCCUCCUUCAUGGGUGUCUUAAUUUAUUGGUUCUUUGCUACAUCCAAGGACAUCACUAUUGGUCCCGUUGCUGUUAUGUCUUCUCUAGUCGGUGAGAUUGUCACAGAGGCUGCAAAGACGCAUCCAAAGAUUCCAGGUCAUAUCAUUGCUUCCUGCCUGGCGGUUAUUGCAGGAUGUAUCAUAACCUUCAUCGGGCUGGUCAGAUGUGGUUGGAUCGUCGACCUCAUUCCCCUUGUCUCAAUUUCUGCCUUCAUGACCGGUUCAGCUAUCAACAUUGCCGUUGGUCAGACACCUGCAUUGAUGGGGAUUACUGGGUUCAGCAACAGAGAAGCUACUUACAAGGUCGUUAUCAACACACUGAAGGGCCUUCCAAGAACGAAACUGGAUGCAGCAAUGGGUCUUUCUGCUCUUACCAUGUUGUACUUGAUCAGAUUCGCAUGCAGUUUUGCAGCUAAGAAAAAUCCCGCACGCCAGAAGACUUUCUUCUUCAUUUCGACCCUCCGUACAGCAUUCGUCAUUUUACUCUACACGAUGAUAAGUUGGUUGGUAAACCGAAAUCACCGCAAGACGCCACUUUUCAAAAUUCUGAAGACUGUGCCACGAGGAUUCCAGCAGGCUGCUGUGCCGACAGUCAACUCCGAAAUCAUCGGUAUCUUCGCCAGCGAUCUUCCCGCGACCGUCAUUGUCCUUCUAAUUGAGCACAUCGCUAUUUCGAAAUCUUUUGGCCGUGUCAACAACUAUGUCAUUAACCCAUCGCAGGAGAUGGUCGCUAUCGGUGUCACCAAUAUUCUUGGCCCAUUUCUCGGAGGGUAUCCAGCAACGGGUUCUUUCUCCCGAACUGCCAUCAAGUCCAAGGCGGGCGUUCGAACGCCCUUCGCCGGUGUCAUUACUGCGCUCAUCGUCCUCCUCGCUAUCUACGCACUUCCAGCUGUUUUCUUCUAUAUCCCAAGCGCUGCGUUGUCUGCAGUCAUUAUCCACGCAGUCGGUGAUUUGAUCACUCCACCAAACACCGUCUACCAAUUUUGGCGUGUUUCACCUCUCGAGGUUCCAAUCUUCUUCGCCGGUGUCUUUGUUACAAUUUUCAGCAACAUCGAGAAUGGCAUCUACACCACAAUCGCUGCCUCGUUUGCGAUUUUAAUGUUCAGGUUGAUGAAAGCUAAAGGAAAUUUCCUCGGAAAGGUCAAGAUUCAUUCUUUCAAUGGGGAUCGUGUUGUCGGGACUACCGCCUCGCCUCACGACAACGGAACUUUCACCAAGUCAGGCGGGGCGCACGAGGAUGCUCUGGCCCGAAAUAUUUUCCUGCCAAUUGACCACGCCGAUGGAUCUAACCCUGAGAUCGACGUGCAAGAACCAUAUCCAGGAAUCUAUAUUUAUCGAUUCUCCGAAGGUUUCAACUACCCCAACGCCAACCACUACCUUGAUCAGCUCACCAAUGCCAUCUUUGCACGCACCAGACGUACCAAUCCUAACUUCUGGAAGAGACGUGGUGACCGCCCAUGGAACGAUCCAGGACCACGUCGCGGCAAAGCCGAUGAUGCUCACCUCGACCGACCGACCCUCAAAGCCGUCAUCCUCGAUUUCAGUGCCGUCAACAAUGUCGAUAUCACUUCGGUCCAACAACUCAUUGAUGUUCGCAACCAGCUCGACAAAUAUACCGCGCCCUCCAUCGUUGACUGGCAUUUCACAAACAUCAACAAUCGCUGGACUAAGCGUGCACUUGUUGCUGCUGGCUUCGGUUACCCAACCGUCGCAGGAGAUCAAGGUCAGAUUACACGCUGGAAGCCAAUUUUCAGCAUCUCGGAACUUGGUGGUGCGGAUUCGGCCGCCGCCGCUGCGGAUGCAAACGAGAAGGAGGCGGCAGCCCAACGCAGCAACUCACAUGGCAUCGCCAAAGACUCUGACUCCUUAUCCUCUUCAUCUGAUAUCAAGGGUACGGCAAAGGCUUCUGCAUUCAGACGUGCGGCGGUGGUCGUCACUGGUCUUAACAGACCCCUCUUCCACGUUGAUCUUACGAGCGCGCUCCAGAGUGCUAUUGCCAAUGUCGAAAAUAGAGAUGAGGUUGUUUUUGGUGAUCAGGAGACUGUGGUCUAA